AUGAGCCUUUUUUCUAUCAAUCUUUCUGUCUUUUACGAUGAUUUUUUUUGUCUCUUUCUUUCGCAAAAUUCCUCCCCCUCUCUCUCGCCGUUCCCUCUUCCUCCACUCAGUCCCCCCCUCUCUCUCUCGCCGUUCCCUCUUCCUCCACUCAGUCCCCCCUCUCUCUCUCGCCGUUCCCUCUUCCUCCACUCAGUCCCCCUCUCUCUCUCUCUCGCCGUUCCCUCUUCCUCCACUCAGUCCCCCCCUCUCUCUCUCGCCGUUCCUCUUCCUCCCUCAGUCCCCCCCCCUCUCUCUCGCCGUUCCCUCUUCCUCCACUCAGUCCCCCCUCUCUCUCGCCGUUCCCUCUUCCUCCCUCAGUCCCCCCCUCUCUCUCGCUCGCCGUUCUCUCUUCCUCCACUCAGUCCCCCUCUCUCUCUCUCUCGCCGUUCCCUCUUCCUCCACUCAGUCCCUCUCUCUCGCCGUUCCCCACUUCCCAUUUUCGCUUCCUCUCUUUUCAUUUUCUCUUUCUUGCUGUUUUUCCAUUCUUUCUCCUUUGUAAUACUACUAAUUUCUCUUUCUUUCUUUAUUUCUCUAUAUUUCCUCUUAUCUCCUAAUCAUUCCCUCUUUUGCCCUCCUUCCGCUUCCUUACACCCACUCUUUGCUCUUCCGUCUUUCACCCACUUUCCUCCCCUACUUUUAAUCCGCUCUCUAUUUUUUUUUUUUACUCUUUCUUUCUCUUUCAAGUCCGCUAAAGUUUCAAUUAGAAGAUAA
Acanthosepion pharaonis is the source of this 750-nucleotide messenger RNA. NCBI's taxonomy places the organism in Eukaryota, Metazoa, Mollusca, Cephalopoda, Sepiida, Sepiidae. The record is from the annotation of a GenBank genome assembly.